ACAGUUUUGGCCUGAUUUUCUAUUUAACACUUUGUUAGAAAUGAAAAUAGUUUUUUAUCUGUAAAUUUAACAAAACUGUAAUAACCAGCAAGAUAACAGUAACGCGGUUCAGAAAAUACAGUUUAAAAUGACCAGCCACUUUCUUCUUGAGCAGUUGCUUUGUUCAGACUGAUUUUGUAGCAUCACUGUUCUUGAGCCCAGAACCAUGGCCGACCUCGGAGGAGCGGCGCCGACCAACGGAACCAACGUGACCGAGCCCUGCGACCUGGCCAACACCUCGGCCCGCUUCUUCUUCGUGGUCAUCUACAGCCUGGUGUUUCUGGUGGGUCUGGUGCUGAACGGCUUCACCUUGAGGUUUUACUUCUGCGGAUCUCAGCAGCAGUCGGCCGGCUGCGUCACCAUCUACCUGAAGAACCUGGCGGCCGCCGACUUCCUGCUCAGCCUCUGCCUGCCCGUCAAAGUCGCGUACUACGCCUCCGACUCCAUCCACAUCCGCCUGGUUUACUGCAACUUCGGCGCCUCUGCCUUCUACCUCAACAUGUACGCCAGCAUCCUGUUCAUGGGCUACAUUGCUGCCAACAGGUAUCUGAAGAUCGUCCAUCCUUUGGGGACUCACGUCCUGCAGACGGUGCGAGCUGCCCACAUCGUCUCCAUGGUGACCUGGGGCUGCCUCCUGGCCAUGACAAGCAUCUACGUCCUGGUGUCGCUGCUCACGCAGCAGGCCCCGGACUCCAUCACCAACAUUUCGAGGUGCGACAUCCUGCACAGCCCGCAGCUCAGCCUGCUCUACAGGAUCAUCCACGCCUGCUCCGCCGCCAUCUUCCUGCUCGUCCUCGUCUCCCUCGUCUUCUUCUACCGCAGCAUCUCCCGCCGGCUGUCGCAGGCGCAGGAGAGGCAGCCGGCGUCCUCCGGCUCCAAGAAGCUCGCCAAGUCCCGCCGCAACAUGCUGGUGCUGGUGAGCGUGUUCUGCGUGUGCUUCGUGCCGUACCACCUGGUCCGCCUGCCCUACGCCUUCCGGACCAGUUGGUGGUGUUCGUGGAACCAGGUGUUCUACCACCUGAAGGAGCUCAGCAUCAUGGUGUCGGUGCUCAACGUGUGCCUGGACCCGCUCAUCUACUUCAUCUUCUGCAAGGCCUUCAGGUCGCAGCUGAGCUUCAGGAGGGUGUUCAGCAUCACGCCGGCCGCCAUGAACGCCGCCGGCACCGAGCGGAGGAGCAGCGACGGGCGGACGAGCGGCGCCAGGGUCCACAGCACAACCUCGAAGCAGAUGGACGUCCUGUUGCUGAACUCCAGCAGCAAAUAUGGGCAACACCUGACACCUGCUGGUCAGAAUCCAACUGACAGAACGUUUCAGAGACUUCAGGCUUCAAAAGAGUAGCAGAAAAAAAAUAAAAAUACAAGAACAGCAGACUGUAGCAUUUAAAAACUGUGAAAGUAACAGCAAACAUUUGUGCCAUAAAAACACUUUUGAGUUGAUUUAAAGAUGGUAAAACUGUGUUUUAUGGUCAGACGCUGUGAAAGAUUAAAUCACAGAUGAUUGACGUACAGAUGGACAGUUUGGGAGUUUACUUUUUAUUUUGUUGUGAUUUUUACUGAUUUUCUGUAAUUUACCAAAUGUGGGUAAAAUCUGUAAAAAGCUGAUUAUUAACAUUGUCAAAGAACAAUUUGUAAAAACACA
Messenger RNA from Stegastes partitus (bicolor damselfish), 1678 nucleotides. RefSeq names its product P2Y purinoceptor 14-like. The record is from RefSeq and is a predicted model, not a curated record. Gene Ontology annotation, biological process: G protein-coupled receptor signaling pathway. Gene Ontology annotation, cellular component: membrane. The transcript is spliced from 3 exons. Gene Ontology annotation, molecular function: G protein-coupled purinergic nucleotide receptor activity. Lineage: Eukaryota; Metazoa; Chordata; Actinopteri; Pomacentridae. The coding region runs from base 206 to 1378 and encodes 390 amino acids.